Messenger RNA from Thalassophryne amazonica, 1041 nucleotides. Its product is annotated as adrenocorticotropic hormone receptor-like. NCBI's taxonomy places the organism in Eukaryota, Metazoa, Chordata, Actinopteri, Batrachoidiformes, Batrachoididae. The transcript has 2 exons. Gene Ontology annotation, cellular component: membrane. The record is from RefSeq and is a predicted model, not a curated record. Bases 1 to 1041 code for a protein of 346 amino acids. Gene Ontology annotation, molecular function: G protein-coupled receptor activity. Gene Ontology annotation, biological process: positive regulation of Rho protein signal transduction; phospholipase C-activating G protein-coupled receptor signaling pathway.
AUGGGUUUGACUGAUAGCAAAGCACAAACAUAUGCAGGAUUCACCGCAGACGCUUCACACUUCUGUGGCCGCAACAGCGGCGAAUCACUGCAAACUCCCUUGCAAAAAAACAAACAAGCAACAAAAGGUGAAAACAGCUCCAUCAUGUUGCUGGAGAAACAUCUCAACAGCAAUCAUUCAUCUGGCUUCUCCAGUGGAUUCAUUUGGGAAAUAUAUAAUGCACUACCCGACUGUAAUGCACAAAACGAGGGCAUCUAUUUUUGGGAGUUUUGCAGUUUUUUGUUCUUCGCCUUUGGGUUUCCUGCAUCCAUCACCGUCAUCUGGGAGCUCUUUAAGACACACCGGAAUGGAAUGGCCUUCACCCCAAAUGAUUUCUUCAUCCUGAACCUCUCUGUCAUGGAUGCGGUCUUCAUGUUCUUCAUUCCUCCUGGGAUUUUAAACCGCUUGUUUUGGCAUAAAUGGCAGAUAGAUGUGAUCUGGAACGGCAUUUAUGCUUUGAACUUGUGCGGGAGACCUCUCUUGAUGGCUUGUGUCUGUCUGGACUGUUACGUGGCUGUAGUUCAUCCCAUCACCUACCACAAGAGGAAAAGUCUCACUCCAAGAGUUUUACUGGCUGCCGUUGUCUGGAUGUUCACAGUUUCCACAGGGGUGGUCUACUUUCUUUUGCCUAUGGCCUUCCCCACCAUGCUCCCCACUUUGCCAUUCAUAAUUGCAAUUGUGACCAUUGGGAUCUGUGAUUUCUUCAUCCUCCACACACUAAUGAAAGCUCACCCUGGAGGGAACACAAUCCACCCACAGAAGCAAAGAGGCAUUCACACUGUCAUCAACAGCCUGAUUGUUGUGGUUAUUUCCUACGUACCUCCGGUUCUGCUGAUUACAAUCGGACUUCGGCUGAUCAGUGAUGCCACAACCUUAUACUGUAUGAUUGCAAUUCCAAGUCUUGUCACCUCAACUAUGGGAUCAGCCGUCAUGCCUAUGCUGUACCUCAAUAAUCUCGGGAAAUUUGAUCAUUUCAUGCUUGGAGGCUGCAGGAAGUCUUAA